AGGGUAACCACUGAUGAGGGGAAAAGAGAGGGUUAACGUUUAAGUGACUAGUCCGAAGACUAGGUUAAAGACGUUAAUCUUUAAAGAACAGAUACUACACUUGAUCUAAGCCAAAAGGCCAGAAAAGUGAGGAGGGAAGAAUGGACCUGGGACCGAGUUGGGUAUUUGUACUCGAGCGGCUGGGAGGGGCGUCGACGAGAAGAGGCAAAGAAUUGCGCGCGCGGCCUCAGCCACUCUGCUGCCGCGAGGCUCGCUCAGCCCAGCUCAGUGCUCAGCAAGCGUGGCGCUCGCUCAGCGUUUUGGCGCUCCAGGCCGCUCCCGCUAAUGAGAGCGCGUUUGCUGCGUUGGCUCAGCGACGCGUGCCCUUCGCAACGACUACCAGGUAAGACGGUACUGUACUAUGCUGUGGAAACGACUAUUGCGAGUCAAGCGAAUGCUGCGCACGAUACGCCCCCAU
Messenger RNA from Jaminaea rosea, 457 nucleotides. RefSeq lists its product as hypothetical. Bases 141 to 386 code for a protein of 81 amino acids. The transcript has a single exon. NCBI's taxonomy places the organism in Eukaryota, Fungi, Basidiomycota, Exobasidiomycetes, Microstromatales. The record is from RefSeq and is a predicted model, not a curated record.